Elgaria multicarinata webbii is the source of this 4392-nucleotide messenger RNA. It is a transcript of the gene FBXW11, whose product is annotated as F-box and WD repeat domain containing 11. The record is from RefSeq and is a predicted model, not a curated record. The transcript has 15 exons. The coding region runs from base 337 to 1932 and encodes 531 amino acids. Lineage: Eukaryota; Metazoa; Chordata; Lepidosauria; Squamata; Anguidae. Gene Ontology annotation, molecular function: protein dimerization activity.
CGGCCGAGGAGGCGGCGGCGGGUCAGUCGGUCGAUCUGUCGGAGCCGGCCUCCUCCUCCUCCUCCUCCCUGGGCAAAGGGGGGUCACUACGGGGUUUUCUUUCCCCCGCCGAGGAGGAACCGCCGCCGCCGCCGCCGCCACUACAGCCACAGUCGCCGCGAUGGAGCCGGAGUCGGUGAUCGAGGACAAGACCAUCGAGCUGAUGACAAGUGUGAAAAGGAAACCCCAUUCGAAUUCCCAUUCAUUCUGGAUUGGUGGAUCUGAAGCACAGAAACAGAGUUUCAGUGUUCUGUGCCAAGGUCUUUGUGGCUAGGCUGCUCCAACCUGGUAGAGAGCAUGUGCGCACUGAGAUGCCUGCAGAGCAUGCCCAGUGUCAGAUGUCUCCAGAACACAUCAGUAAUGGAGGAUCAAAAUGAAGAUGAGUCUCCAAAGAAAAACACACUAUGGCAGAUAAGCAAUGGAACUUCAUCUGUGAUAGUCUCAAGGAAACGACCAUCUGAAGGAAACUACGAAAAGGAAAAAGACUUGUGUAUUAAAUAUUUUGACCAGUGGUCUGAAUCAGAUCAAGUUGAAUUUGUGGAACACCUUAUUUCACGAAUGUGUCACUAUCAGCAUGGACAUAUUAAUUCUUACUUAAAGCCCAUGUUGCAAAGGGAUUUCAUCACUGCUUUACCAGAACAAGGCUUAGAUCACAUAGCAGAAAACAUCCUAUCCUACCUUGAUGCCAGGUCACUCUGUGCAGCGGAGCUCGUUUGUAAGGAAUGGCAGCGAGUUAUUUCGGAAGGCAUGCUAUGGAAGAAGCUUAUUGAGAGGAUGGUACGAACUGAUCCGCUCUGGAAGGGGCUGUCGGAAAGAAGGGGCUGGGAUCAGUACCUGUUUAAAAACAGACCCACAGAUGGCCCUCCUAAUUCAUUUUACAGGUCACUGUACCCAAAGAUAAUACAAGAUAUAGAGACUAUAGAAUCUAACUGGCGAUGUGGAAGGCACAACUUGCAAAGGAUUCAGUGCCGCUCUGAAAAUAGUAAAGGUGUUUACUGCUUACAGUAUGACGAUGAGAAAAUUAUCAGUGGCCUAAGGGACAACUCCAUUAAGAUUUGGGAUAAAAACGGAUUGGAAUGUUUGAAAAUACUAACAGGACACACUGGCUCCGUUCUCUGUCUGCAGUAUGAUGAAAGAGUCAUUGUAACUGGAUCAUCUGACUCCACUGUGAGAGUUUGGGAUGUGAACACAGGCGAAGUCCUGAACACACUGAUCCAUCACAAUGAGGCGGUGCUUCACUUGCGUUUCAGUAAUGGUUUGAUGGUAACCUGUUCAAAGGACAGAUCAAUUGCUGUCUGGGAUAUGGCCUCCCCAACUGACAUCACGCUGCGCCGGGUCUUAGUUGGCCAUCGGGCUGCUGUAAACGUGGUCGACUUUGAUGACAAGUACAUUGUAUCUGCUUCUGGUGAUAGGACCAUUAAAGUCUGGAGCACAAGCACAUGUGAAUUUGUUCGCACUCUCAACGGGCACAAGCGGGGUAUUGCCUGCCUUCAGUACAGGGAUCGACUCGUCGUGAGUGGAUCAUCGGACAAUACCAUUAGGCUUUGGGAUAUCGAAUGUGGGGCCUGUUUAAGAGUGCUAGAAGGCCACGAAGAACUGGUUAGAUGCAUCCGAUUUGAUAACAAGAGGAUUGUAAGCGGAGCCUAUGAUGGCAAAAUCAAAGUUUGGGAUUUGCAAGCUGCUCUUGACCCUCGUGCCCCAGCAAGUACACUAUGCUUACGUACAUUGGUGGAACAUUCAGGUCGUGUGUUUAGACUCCAAUUUGAUGAAUUUCAGAUCAUUAGUAGUUCCCAUGAUGAUACCAUUUUGAUUUGGGAUUUUUUAAAUGUGCCCCCUAAUGCACAAAACGAGACACGCUCUCCAUCCAGAACAUACACUUACAUCUCCAGAUAACAGUCUGCAAUUUACUACUCACCAAGGAUUCCACAGUCUUUGAACUACUGGACAUUUGGCGAUUACACACCUGAAGACAUUAGCCAGCGCUAAAGUCAGAAGUGGUUCUAGGUGCUGUGUAGAUGCAAAGCAGCACAACCCUAUAUCUAAACUUACCUUUUCCGGUCCUCCUUCACUCAAUGGUCUCUAAGGAAUUGACUAGGAAUUCACUGAGUCCAGGUAGAAGAAAUUCAGUCUAUCCUUCACUGCAAUGCAAGAUCCAAAGCUUCAUGAGUAAAUUGCCCAUAUACACUGAACUGAUGGCUUGUUUUUCCGGGAGUAAAUCAGAUGUCAAGGAAAGACUUGACCUAAUUUAUAUUUGCUUUGCACUUUUAUCUGACUCUGAAGAAGAAAAACAUUCUCAGUGAAAUGUGGGUGCCAAACACAUACCCAGAAUGUACAGGGCUUUACUUUCAAAGUCAUCCUCCUCCUGUAGACUGUACGUUUCAUGACUGAUGCGGAUCCUGUUCUGUUUGCUAGGAGUAUCAAUUGGACUGGUAGAAAUAUUUCUGAAUGGAUCAGUAAUAUUUUGGAUGAUAGUUUACUUAUUUCUGCACCAGUAAUUUGCUUUAAUUUAAAGAUUGUAAAUUGGGCUAGAUGAUCUAAACUAGGUGUACAGCACUGUUUCUUCUUCUUCUUCUUUUAAUUGUGCUCUGUACCACAGCCGUCCUCCUCCUCCUCCUCCUCCUCCUCCUCCUCCUCCUCCUCCUAAUGUUUGGUAUAGUUGGAUCCUUCACGUGUGCUUGCCUCAUUAUUUCCAAUACCGUAACUGUAUAAGCAUGUAGAUAUAAUGUACAUAAAACAUUGUAACCUCCAAGUGCUGGAAGUCUGGGCCUCCUGAUACUGUAUACAGAAGCCGAGGCAUACGCUUUUAAGCACCCAGGCAUUCUUACUACUGGCACCAGAUGGGGUUGGGAUGUAUUCCUGUAGAAAUAAUUUCUGACAAAAGGAGGAUUUUGGUAUUCAUUAGGAUUUUUCCUUUUUUAAAAAUAAAAUAUGGGAUGCAUUAUCUUAAUGUUAACUUCUCUAAAUAAAAUAAAAGUUGAAUUCCACUUUCCCUCCCCCCAUUGCUGCAGUGUUUGCAAAUCGUCUGAAGCCAAUGGCCAAAGUUGCAGAUAUUCGUAGCACCUUUUAAAAUCCAUUCAAAUAGUCCUGGAUUACCAUGCUUCUAUGCUGAACUGAAGAUGAAUUGUUAUUCCACUGUGACCUUGUAGGAGAGGAUUGCUGUUCCUUACCAUUUAUUUGGAGAAACCUCGCACACACCAUUGGACUUUCUUCUCCCUAUGAUUGGCCAUGGCUACUAGUCACACGUUUCCCCCUAUUUGAAAGCAAACACUCUAGGCAUACUGCCUGUGUAUCUUCUUUAAGUUAUUGCUGGACAACAUCAUUUAGUGGCUUCUUCUAAUGCUCGUUUUAGAAAUUAUUAACUAAUAAAAUAUAAUACUGAUUGGUCUAGGAGCUGUAGUUGGCAUGAAUAUGGACACUGUCAUUCCUUAGUCAUAUGGGUUUGUAUUUGUUUUUUUCUUUGCUGCCGCUCCUGAAUUCUCUCUCUCUUCUCCCCCCCACCCCCUUUUGGUUGAGGGGUCAAGGAAUGUUGAUAACCAAUUUAAAUGACCAAUGAAUGAAUAUUGCUUAUUUAGUGGAACAGCUGUGGCUGGAUAUUUCACUCGCACACACCUGCCAGCUUGUCAGUCAAAUUUAAAAAAUAAAGCACACAUCAGAUGUGAAGAAGGCGCAACUUGAGCUGCUUCUGGUAUUCCACUCUUUACCUCCCUACAAGUUACAAUUCUACUGUUUUGAGCUCGUAAAUUCCCCUUCUGAAUGGACACCGCAAAAAUAAGACUUGUGACGUGGAUAUGAUCAAAUCUCACAGAACCUGUACGAGGACACAUUCCCAUGUUCUCAGUUUUUAAUACUGUUGACAGUUGUGGAAGUGGAUUACUUCCCCCUGCCUCUCCCCCCCCCCCCCCGUGUCAUCAAAUAGCUGUAAUAUGAACGACUUCCUAUUGCAGUCCCUGAAGACACAGAUAUUUAUGGAGAACUAUCCUUUUUUAAUGCAUGUGUAAGAUGAAAUUCAUGUUUUUUUCCAUGGGAAAUAAUGGUAUUUGAAGAUGCAGCCUAAACUACUUUUGAUUGUGCUUGGUGUAACAUAGCUGUGGAGUUUGUGACUGGCACCCAAGGAACUUUGCUCCUGGGAUUAAUGAUAGUACUGGCUGUACUCUGGACUUUGUUUCGCUAAUCAUAACUGAGCAGCUGUAUGUUACUGCUAGAUUAAUGUUUCAAAGCACUGGGAUAGUCUUAUUCUAACUUGUAAUUAUGUUUGCCAGUUACCUGUUUGGAAAGUUUGUGUAUGAACAGCUUAUUGGACAAAUGUUGAAUUGUACAGAUAUUGUUCAUGAUAUAAGGCUUUGUACUGUGGAA